ACUUGAAUCCAAAUUGAAAAUAUUGAAGAAAGGAACUUGGCUCUCCAUUUAAUUAUAUAUGUGGGUCAACUCUUUGGAUUGUAUAGCUACAUCACAGCAUCUUCGUUUUUGAUUCUUGCUUUGGUUGUUUGUAACUUUCGUGUUGGGAUUUGCCAGUAAAGCGUAAACUGGCUGUGUCCAAAACUGAGGAAAGUACCAAAAUUUUAUAUAUGACAGAAAGCAAAAUGCUAACCCCAUGAGUCAUUAUAACCAUUUUGUACAUUCACUAGUCACGCCUCACACUCACUAUAGAGGUUCCCACGCACCUUCCAGGAAAGAGUAACAAGAAAACGGCUUCCAAUUCUUGCAAGCAAAAUUAGUGCUUAGCAACAACUUCCCCCUCUAUUGCUCUAUUUUUUAAUACUGUACCAUACUUGUCAACUUCUUAUCAACACCUAUCAUUACUCUUUCCUUAAACACUUUCUGUGUCUUUUUCAUUCUUCAUCUUACCAUAUAAAUGCACAUAGUCACAUAGAUAACUUCCCUACAAGAGAAGAUUUUCCCCAACAUUGUUCCCACUAUAGAACACAAAUUAGGCCUUUUCUCCUGUUUCUAAUUCUUUCUUUCUUUAUUAAGAGAUUCAGAUGGCAUCGAAGAAGAGCCCGAUUGUUUUCGAGGACUACUUCCCGGCGAUGAUGGAGAAACUGGGUACUGAGGGGUUUAUGAAGGAGCUGACAAAUGGGUUUCAGUUGUUGAUGGACACGGAGAAGAAAGUGAUCACAUUUGAGAGCUUGAAGAGGAACUCUGCAUUGCUCGGGUUAGAAGGGAUGAGCGACGAGGAGAUCAUGUGCAUGCUGAGAGAAGGGGACAUAGAUGGAGAUGGCGCUCUGGAUGAGAUGGAGUUCUGCACACUCAUGUUCAGGUUGAGUCCUGCUUUGAUGAACAAUUCUAAGGAACUUUUGGAGGAAGCAAUUUUUAGUGACCUUUAGGCUGUUAAACUCAUCUCUUUAACCCUUUGAAUGCCCUCAUUUUCUCUCUUACCAUCUCAUCUCCAUGACUUGUAGUUCUAUAUGGUGCUUCCUUUUUUUUCUGGAUUUAGUUUGUUGAAAUGUUAUUCAACAAUGCCACUUAUUAUUGCCCUUAUUAUUUUUAUC
Messenger RNA from Lotus japonicus, 1133 nucleotides. RefSeq names its product calcium-binding protein KRP1-like. The record is from RefSeq and is a predicted model, not a curated record. The transcript has a single exon. Lineage: Eukaryota; Viridiplantae; Streptophyta; Magnoliopsida; Fabales; Fabaceae. Bases 624 to 968 code for a protein of 114 amino acids. Gene Ontology annotation, molecular function: calcium ion binding.